AUGACGGGGGCGCGCAACCAAUUCUACGAAUUCUACCGCCAGAGCAGGUACGCAAGAAAAGUGUGCACUAAUUUCAGUAUCGGUAUGCAGCUUACCGAUGCGCUCGACGAGUUGAUCCAGUCGGGCCACAUUAACCCGAUUCUUGCGAUGAAAGUGCUCGAGCAGUUUGACAAGUCGAUCUCGGAGACGCUCGCGACCAACGUGAAGUCAAAGGGGACGGUCAAGGGCCAUCUGCACAACUACCGCCUCUGCGAUGAAGUGUGGACGUUCAAUGUAAAGGACGCCAUGUUUAAGAUGGAUAACGGCGAGACGCUUAGUGUCGACCGUGCCAAGAUUGUGGCUUGCAAACUUGGCGAAAAUGCGAAUCGGUGA
Malassezia vespertilionis is the source of this 372-nucleotide messenger RNA. It is a transcript of the gene toa2, whose product is annotated as Transcription initiation factor IIA subunit 2. Bases 1 to 372 code for a protein of 123 amino acids. Gene Ontology annotation, cellular component: transcription factor TFIIA complex. NCBI's taxonomy places the organism in Eukaryota, Fungi, Basidiomycota, Malasseziomycetes, Malasseziales, Malasseziaceae. Gene Ontology annotation, biological process: RNA polymerase II preinitiation complex assembly; transcription initiation at RNA polymerase II promoter. The transcript has 2 exons. The record is from RefSeq and is a predicted model, not a curated record. Gene Ontology annotation, molecular function: RNA polymerase II general transcription initiation factor activity; TBP-class protein binding.